AGACCAACAUGAUGCACAUCAGAAAGUGGUGGUUGGUGCGCUGUACUGAUGGACAAUUUCCACACAGAACCAGCACUGACUGACCAGCCCUCUCGUAAGAGGAAGAGGAGCAACACAGAUAACGCAGACGCCUCUCUGCGCCACUGGCUGCUCUGAGUUCAUAUGGCACAGUUCCUCCGCGGCAUGGAUACGUGAUUUUCACCGGUGGUGACGACAACAUGAUGGACUCAUGACACAGACUUUACGCAGAGCUGCGCUACUGACUGUACCAAGGAUUUCAACACUUUCCCCGUAAACUGACUGAUUUUUCAACUUUGAAGACAGGAUGACUUUAUUUUUGCUUUUCGUUUUAUUAAGUAUUCAAUCCAGUCGGUCGGUGGUCACAGGACAAGGGAACAUUUAUACAAACCACUGGGCAGUGCGGAUUACAGGUGGUCCGGAACAGGCUGACAGAAUCGCAGCAAAGUAUGGAUAUUUAAACCUGGGUCAGAUAGGAAGCCUGGAGGAUCAUUACCAUUUCCACCACAGCAGAGUGGUCCGCAGAGCUGCAAACGCUUUGAAAGGCCCCCAUAGCUUCAUCCAUAUGGAUCCUCAGGUGGAGUGGGCCCAGCAGCAACUGGUAAAGCCAAGAGUAAAGAGGUACACCCAAAGUGACCCAAACUUCAUUCACUUCAAUGACCCAAAAUGGUCCAACAUGUGGUACAUUCACUGCAAUGAUAAGAGCAGCCGCUGCCGCUCAGAGAUGAACAUUCUGGCAGCCUGGCAGAGGGGCUACACUGGCAAAAAUGUGGUGGUCACCAUAUUAGAUGAUGGCAUCGAGAGGAACCAUCCUGAUCUCGCUCAGAACUACGACCACCUGGCAAGCUAUGACGUCAACGGGAAUGACCAUGACCCCACACCACGUUAUGACUCUCGCAAUGAAAACAUACAUGGCACUCGGUGUGCAGGUGAAGUUGCAGCUGUGGCCAAUAACUCCCAUUGCAUGGUUGGGAUUGCCUACAACGCUCACAUUGGAGGUAUUCGUAUGCUGGAUGGUGAUGUGACUGAUAUAGUAGAGGCCAAGUCCUUGGGAAUCAGACCUGACUACAUCGACAUCUACAGUGCCAGCUGGGGGCCAAAGGAUGAUGGCAAGACAGUGGAUGGCCCGGGGCCACUAACCAAACAGGCUUUUGAGCAAGGCAUCAAGAAGGGUCGCAAAGGCCUGGGGUCCAUUUUUGUCUGGGCAUCAGGUAACGGUGGUCGGCAGGGUGAUCACUGUUCAUGUGAUGGUUACACCAGCAGUAUCUACACCAUCUCCAUCUCCAGCACCACAGAGAACGGAAAUAAGCCCUGGUACCUGGAGGUCUGCAGUUCCAUCAUGGCCACAACCUACAGCAGUGGAGAGUUUAACGAGAGGAAGAUUGUAACCACUGACCUCCGGCAUCGCUGCACUGAUAGUCAUACUGGCACCUCUGUCUCUGCUCCCAUCGUGGCGGGGAUCAUAGCUCUUGCUCUGGAGGCCAACCUUUUGCUCACAUGGAGGGAUGUGCAACAUCUUCUUGUGAAGACAUCCAGACCGGUCCACCUGAGAGCUGAUGACUGGAAGACCAAUGCUGCUGGACACAGAGUCAGCCAUCUGUAUGGCUUUGGCCUGGUGGAUGCAGAGGCCAUGGUGCUGGAGGCUACCAAGUGGAGGACUGUUCCUCCUCAGCACACCUGCGUUCAGAUACCUGAGCGACGCACAAGUUACAUCCAUGCUGGCCAAAGCCUGAACAGCAGCAUUACCACCUCUGGGUGUUCAGAACAAGCUGAGCAGCACGUGGAUUUCCUGGAACACGUGGUGGUCAAAGUCCUUAUUAUCCACCCGCGACGAGGAGACCUUGAGAUCAACCUCAUCUCUCCGUCUGGGACAAGAUCACAGCUACUGGCCAAGAGGUUGUUUGACAGUUCCAAUGGGGGCUUCAGGAACUGGGAGUUCAUGACAGUUCAUUUCUGGGGUGAGAAGGCAAAGGGCACAUGGACUCUGGAGAUUAUUGACUCACCGUCAAAGCUACGCAACCCUGAGGUGCUGGGCAACCUAAGAGAAUGGACACUGAUCCUUUAUGGCACAUCUGAGCACCCUUACCAGCCUUACAGGGGACAGCACUCCCGCUCAAGGAUGUUGGAGAUUGUAAAUCCAGAGGAGAUCCUGGAGGAGCCAGAGCUCCAGGAGGAGGAGGAGGAGGAAGACGAAUACAAUGGACCAUGCCACAGUGAGUGUGGAGACCAGGGCUGUGAUGGACCAGAUUCUGACCACUGCCUCAACUGUAUCCACUUCAGCUUGGGCAACUUGAAAAGUGGCAGAACCUGUGUGAGCCACUGUCCACUGGGACACUAUGAGGACACAGCGUCUCGUCGCUGUAGACGCUGCAGCAAAGGCUGUGAAAGAUGUGAUGGCCCAUCAGCCAGCAAUUGUCUCUCGUGUCGCAGAGGCCUUUACCUCAACACACUCAACUCCAGCUGCAUCGACACCUGCCCCUCAGGUUACUUUGCUGAUGAGAGUCAGAGAUUGUGUCUGAAGUGUCAUGAGACAUGUAUGACAUGCCUGAGGUAUGCAGAUAGAUGCACUGCCUGCAGUGAAGGCUACAGUCUGGCGGGGAUGACUUGUGUUCCUGAAUGCACUAAUGGAACCUUUUUCCAUCUGGAGGAGAUGACGUGCAGCCCCUGCCAUUCCUCUUGUAGGACUUGUACAGGACCAGGUAAGGAAGAAUGUAUCCAGUGUGCUGAGGACUACCUGCAGCAGGAGUGGAGGUGUGUGCAGACUUGUAUUCCUGGAUACUACUCUGGAGAGGCAGCAGGAGUCCCCCAUAAGAUGUGUCACAGGUGUGAGGAAAACUGUCUGAUCUGCAGUGGCCCCGGAAUGACUUGCACCAAAUGCAAAGAUGGCUACAGUCUGGUCAGCAGGACCUGUAUUGUUAAUGCAUCCUGUAACAAUGCCGAUGAGGUGUUCUGUGAGAUGGUCAAGUCUAACCGUCUCUGUGAGAAGAAGCUUUACCGUCAGUUCUGCUGCCGUACCUGCCUGAUGAAUGGAUGAGGAGCCAACCGCUAACCAACACCUCCACCUCUGUAAUCAGUGUUGAAGAGAGACAAUAGAAAAGAACAGAAGAGUUAUUUGGUCAAACAUUGUGGUCAACAUUACAAUGAACUAAAAUGGCUCAGUUUAACA
Thunnus maccoyii (southern bluefin tuna) is the source of this 3184-nucleotide messenger RNA. It is a transcript of the gene pcsk6, whose product is annotated as proprotein convertase subtilisin/kexin type 6. The record is from RefSeq and is a predicted model, not a curated record. The transcript has 23 exons. NCBI's taxonomy places the organism in Eukaryota, Metazoa, Chordata, Actinopteri, Scombriformes, Scombridae. Gene Ontology annotation, molecular function: serine-type endopeptidase activity. Gene Ontology annotation, biological process: peptide hormone processing. Gene Ontology annotation, cellular component: membrane; cell surface. Bases 326 to 3052 code for a protein of 908 amino acids.